Mangifera indica (mango) is the source of this 2966-nucleotide messenger RNA. Its product is annotated as ribosome biogenesis ATPase RIX7-like. The record is from RefSeq and is a predicted model, not a curated record. Lineage: Eukaryota; Viridiplantae; Streptophyta; Magnoliopsida; Sapindales; Anacardiaceae. Gene Ontology annotation, molecular function: ATP binding; ATP hydrolysis activity. Gene Ontology annotation, cellular component: mitochondrial outer membrane.
UUUAUCCUUCUUUUAAUUGUUCUUGAAUAUCUUCUUUCUUGCUGCAUUUUUCUUUAACUUUCUUAUAGUUUUUUUUUUUUUUUUUUUUACUAUAAUUGGGAUCAUAAUUGCUUUGAAGAUAAAAAAGGGGUUGGUUUUUUUGUGAAGAUGGAGCAGAAGAGCCUUUUGUUAUCCGCUUUGAGUAUUGGUGUUGGUGUUGGUGUUGGGUUAGGAUUAGCUUCAGGGCAAAGUUCGAGUAGAUGGGGUGCUUCAGGUUCUUCCAUGGCAGGUUUCUCAGGUGAGGAGAUUUUUCAGGAGCUGAUGAGGCUGGUGAUUGAUGGCAAGCAGAGCAAGAUCACUUUUGAUGAAUUCCCUAAUUAUCUGAGUAAGAGGACUCGGAUGUUAUUGACAAGUGCUGCAUUUGUUCACUUAAAGAACUCUGACAUUUCCAAGCACACCAGGAACCUUUCACCGACUAGUAGAACUAUUUUGCUCUCUGGACCCGCUGAACUUUAUCAGCAAAUGCUUGCCAAGGCCUUAGCCCAGUUCUUUGAAGCAAAGCUACUGAUGUUAGAUAUUCCUGAUUUUUCUUUAAAGAUGCAACAUAAAUAUGGCGUUGGCAGAAAGGAAAAUGCCUUCAAGAGGUCCAUCUCAGAGAAGAUAUUAGAGCGAAUGUCUAGCUUGUUGGGAUUCUUUUCACCACUUUCUUCGAAGGAAGAAGCAAAGGCAACAUUGCUCUGGCAAGGGACUGGUGUGGAGGGUUCUAGUAAUCGUCCACUUCACAGAAAUGCCUCUGCUGCAUCUGAUAUGAGUAGCAUCUCCUCUCUUUCUGCCUCAACAAAUACAGCUUCCCACAAACGCUCAAGCAGCUGGUGCUUUGAUGAGAAACUCUUUCUGCAGUCACUCCACAAGGCAUUGGUUUCAAUGUCAGAAACAGGCUCGGUCAUUUUAUACCUCAGGGAUGUUGAUAGGCUUCUCCUUCAGUCUCAAAGGUUCUACAAUUUGUUUGAGAAAAUGUUGAAGAAACUUCCAGGUUCAAUGGUGAUACUUGGUUCAAGGAUGUUGGAACAAGGAGAUGAUUCCAGGGAUGUGGAUGAGAGGCUCGUGUUGUUUCCUCACAAUAUUGAAAUCAAAGCCCCUGAAGAAGAAAACGAUCUGGUUAACUGGAAAGCUCAACUGGAGGAGGAUAUGAAGACUCUCAAGUAUCAAGAUAACAAGAACCAUAUUGCUGAGGUUCUUGCAGCAAAUGAUCUUGAAUGUGAUGAUUUGGGUUCAAUCUGCCAUGCAGACCCAGUGGUUCUCCGUAAUUACAUGGAAGAGAUUGUAGUUUCAGCUAUAUCUUAUCAUUUAAUGAAUAAUAAGGAUCCUGAAUACAGAAAUGGAAAGCUUGUUAUAUCAUCCCAGAGCUUGUCCCAUGGACUCAACAUCUUUCAGGAUGGCAAAAGUUCUGGGAAAGUUACCCUGAAACUGGAGGCCAGUGCUGAUAGUUCCAAGGAAACUGGUGGGGGAGAGCCUGUAACUGCAGAGACUGAAUCAGAAUCUAAAAAUCCUGCAUCGGAAAGCAAAACCCAGAUAGACGAGAAUGCUCCAUCAGCCAAGGAAGUUCCUCCUGACAACAAGUUCGAGAAACGGAUUAGGCCAGAUGUUAUCCCUGCAAAUGAGAUUGGAGUGACUUUUGCUGAUAUCGGAGCAUUGGAGGAGAUCAAAGAGUCACUACAGGAGCUUGUGAUGCUCCCUCUGCGGCGGCCAGACCUUUUCAAAGGUGGGCUUCUUAAGCCCUGCAAAGGCAUCUUACUUUUCGGGCCACCUGGUACUGGGAAAACCAUGCUGGCAAAAGCCAUUGCAAAUGAGGCUGGGGCAAGUUUCAUCAAUGUGUCAAUGUCAACCAUCACUUCAAAACGGUUUGGAGAAGAUGAAAAGAAUGUUCGAGCAUUGUUCACUCUAGCAGCAAAGGUCUCCCCAACCAUCAUUUUCGUGGAUGAGGUUGACAGCAUGCUUGGACAGAGAACCAGAGAUGGAGAGCAUGAGGCCAUGAGGACGAUUAAAAAUGAAUUCAUGACUCACUGGGAUGGCUUGCUGACCAAAGCCAGUGAGAGGAUUCUUGUUCUUGCUGCAACCAACAGACCAUUUGACCUUGAUGAAGCCAUUAUUAGGCGUUUUGAACGAAGAAUCAUGGUUGGUCUUCCAUCUCUGGAAAACAGGGAAAUGAUCUUGAGAACUCUUCUGUCAAAGGAAAAGGUGGAAAAUCUUGACUUCAAGGAGCUUGCAGUCAUGACAGAAGGAUAUACUGGAAGUGAUCUCAAGAACUUGUGUGUGACAGCAGCAUAUCGACCUGUAAGGGAUUUGAUACAGAAGGAGAGGACGAAGGAUAUGGAAAGGAAGAAAAGAGAGGCAGCAGGCAAGAGCUCUGAGGAUGCUUCAGACUUGAUAGAAGAAGGCAAAGAAGAAAACAAAGAGGAGCGUGUAAUUGAAUUAAGACCUCUGAACAUGGAGGAUCUGAGGCAAGCAAAAAAUCAGGUUGCUGCAAGUUUUGCUACAGAGGGAGCAGUAAUGAGCGAGCUAAAGCAAUGGAAUGAGCUAUACGGGGAAGGAGGUUCAAGGAAGAAGCAGCAGUUAACUUACUUCCUUUAGAUUGUAGAAAGCUGGAAACUUCUCAAGUCUCAACAACACAAACUCUUUUACCUGGAGAAUGAAGAAAGAUUUUAGAAGGGAAUUAUCAUGCAACUUCUCCAGGGAUAGAAAUGGUGGCAUUGUUAGCAACAGAAAUCCUGAAAAAGCACUUGCUGUUUGUUCAGUAUCUGUCCUGUAAUUAGGAAAUUAUCCUGGAAAGUACUAUUAGGGAAGGGUUCUGGGUGUGGAUAAGGUACAUUAUGUGAAUGUAUUGAGGUAACUGGGAUGCUUGGAACUUCAUAUUGGAUUGUUUUGAUGAUGUUGUGCAGUGUAAAAACUACUUCAUUAAUAGUAUUUGUAAAUUAGUAUUGUGUAAA